Messenger RNA from Fonsecaea erecta, 1335 nucleotides. RefSeq names its product mannose-6-phosphate isomerase, class I. The coding region runs from base 1 to 1335 and encodes 444 amino acids. Gene Ontology annotation, molecular function: zinc ion binding; mannose-6-phosphate isomerase activity. Lineage: Eukaryota; Fungi; Ascomycota; Eurotiomycetes; Chaetothyriales; Herpotrichiellaceae. Gene Ontology annotation, cellular component: cytosol. Gene Ontology annotation, biological process: GDP-mannose biosynthetic process; carbohydrate metabolic process. The record is from RefSeq and is a predicted model, not a curated record. The transcript is spliced from 2 exons.
AUGCAGGUCCCCUUAAUUCGUCUCCAAUGCGGCUGCAAUAGCUAUGACUGGGGCAAGAAAGGGAAAGACUCGGCCGCCGCCAAAUAUGCUGCGGCCACGCCUUCAGACGACUUCACCGUCCAAGAAGACAAGCCAUACGCCGAACUGUGGAUGGGCACACACCCUUCACUGCCUUCCAAAGACCUUGUCACCGGGAGAUCUCUGCUCGAUCUCGUCGCCGACAACCAAGCACUGAUGGGCAGCGACAUCACCGAGAAAUACAACAAGAAACUACCCUUUCUCUUCAAGGUCUUGUCCAUCAACAAGGCUUUGUCCAUCCAAGCCCAUCCCAAUAAGAAGCUCGCCGAGAAGCUUCACGCCAAAGACCCAAAGAACUAUCCCGAUGACAACCACAAACCCGAGAUGACACUCGCCAUCACCCCGUUUGAAGGCCUGUGUGGAUUUCGACCGCUUAAGGAAAUUGCACACUUCCUCGCAACCAUCCCACCCUUACGCGAAUUGGUCGGCGAGAGCGAGGCCAAAGGCCUUGAAGAGAUCGCCCAGACUUCCUCGCCGUCUCUCGCUGAGGCCAAAUCCCGCCUCAAGACCGCAUUCAGCUCGCUCAUGAAGUCGUCCAAGGCCGACGUGGCCGAGAAAUCCCACGCCCUCCUCGAACUCGCCAAGAAGGGAGCCAUUACUCCAGGUCCAAGUGUGAACACCUCCGAAGAGCUGUGUGAACUCGUGCAGCGAUGCAACGGCCAGUUCCCCGAGGACAUUGGCCUUUUCGUGUUGUUCUUCCUGAACUACGUCAAACUCCAGCCCGGCCAGGCCAUGUACCUUAAGGCCGACGACAUCCACGCCUACAUCUCUGGCGACAUCAUCGAGUGCAUGGCGAGCAGCGACAACGUGAUCCGUGCGGGCUUCACCCCCAAGUUCCAGGACGUCGACACCCUGACCGACAUCUUGACGUACGACCACGACCCCCCUGAGCAACAGCUCCUCCAGCCCGUCGACUACCCGUACGUCACGCUCAACGACAAGGCCUACAGUUCCAACAGCGACUCGCUGCUGUACGACCCCCCGAUCGAGGAGUUCAGCGUGGUGCGCACGGCGCUCAAGAAGCCCGGCGCCAAGGCCACGUUCGAGGGCAUCGCCGGCCCUAGCAUCAUUAUCUGCACGAGCGGCGAGGGUAAGAUCAGCGUCGGCCCCAAGACCGAGGACUUCAAGGAAGGCUGGGUGUACUUUGUGGGCGCCACCGCAGAGCUGGUCAUCGAAAGUGCCUCGGACGAGAUGGUCACGUUCCGGGCCUUCUGCGAGAUCGACGACCACGCCACCAAGCAGAAUGGCGCGCAUUGA